This is a messenger RNA of Mytilus californianus (California mussel), 3605 nucleotides long. Its product is annotated as proline-rich transmembrane protein 1-like. The transcript is spliced from 4 exons. Gene Ontology annotation, cellular component: membrane. NCBI's taxonomy places the organism in Eukaryota, Metazoa, Mollusca, Bivalvia, Mytilida, Mytilidae. Bases 38 to 511 code for a protein of 157 amino acids. The record is from RefSeq and is a predicted model, not a curated record.
CUUUACUCACGUUUUGUCAACAAGCCAAGCAAGAACUAUGUCGUAUGAAAAAAGAGGUUAUCCUGACCAGGAAUACCCCCCUCAAGAAGCCCCUCCAGCCUAUAAUCAGUCCACUCCUCAAUACAGUUGGCAUGGACAAAGCUAUGCACCACAACCACAGGAUCACCCAGGCUUUCCUCCUGCACCACCUACAGGCUAUGAAACACAAUACAGAGUUGUGGCACCAGGAAUGGUUACAAUGGCAGAACCUCCACCCCCAGAUUAUAUGACAAGGGCCAUAAUGGUGACUGUGUGUUGUUUUUGGCCUAUUGGUAUUUUUGCUAUCAUGAAAGCCAGUGAGAGUAAGUCAGCAUAUGCUAGGGGUGAUCUUGCUGGUGCCAAAGAAAACUCCAGAUCAGCAAAACAGCUAUCCAACAUUGGUAUUGCUGCUGGUGUUGUCUCCGUGGUCAUCUUAGUAAUUAUCAUGGGUGUGUACUUUGGCCUGAUUUUUAGUUCUUCUAGAUUUGGUUAAACAAUUGAAGAAAUCGACAAGAAACAAUUGAUGAUAUCUCAAUUUUAUAGCUAACCCUUUUGAAGUGUUAUAUGUAUAAAAUAUUUGGAUCGACUUAUAUUUUUUAAUUAUAUUGAUUAAUACAUAUCAUAAUAAGAGAUAUUUUUAAUCUUUUAAAGUCAUGUGACAGACUUAACAAUUUAUAAAUGCAUGUAAGGAAUACAUGAUACUGAUAUGUAAACAAAUUGUUGAAAAACUGUGUCUUAUUAAAUUAUGUCAAAUAAAGUUUAUUUAAUGUACAUGCCUAAUGUGGUUGUGAAAUAUUUUGAAUGUGCAACAUAGUUUUAACAAACAAAGCGAAGCUUUUACUUGUCAGAUCUGUUAUUCAUUUUUUAAACCUGUGGACAUUUUUUUUAUAAAAGAUAUGAUUUAGUAUUUAUUUGAUACAUGUAUAUUAAUUUUAUGAAAAUUUCCGGGUAAUGUUUUAUACCUCUCUUACAUAAGUAUUUUAUUAAAAAUUUUAAUUUAUGGUAAUCUUUUUAGGGAUACUUUUCUACUUAACAAGAAGAGGCAAAAUAUUUUUUAUAUUUAUCUUGUUAUACCACAUGCAUGAUAUGCAUUAUUUCCUUGGAAUUAUAUUGUUUGAUUUUUUUUGGGUAAAUUUGCAGGUCUAAACAUGCCCUAAAUGUUUGAAUCUCUCUGCUUUAGUUAUGUUCAACAAUGUAAAUAUUAUCACAAAUUUCAAUAUUGUACCUUAAGAAAACACUGAAGUUUUAUUUUAUUUCAAUCCAUUGAAGAAAUUUUAUCAAUGUAUUUUAUGAAAAUUAUAAAGGAUAAUUAGUUGAAGUAUCACGUUCUAAUGAAACAUUUAAAGCAAAAAAUUUUGUAUAGUAAAUGAAGUAAUUUGAAAAUAUAUUAAAAAUGUAUUGGACAGGCGUGAAAUGAGCAUUUUACAAUGAUGUCAGUUAGGUUUAAGAGGCUUUUAGUAGAAAUAUUUCUAUAGUGUUUUUUGUUGUUUAGUUAUUGGUUACAUAUAUUUGUCUGUAAAUAUAUUUUUUACUAGACCAUGAUAUUAGUUGAUUUUUUCUUAAUUAACAAUUAAUAUAUUAUUGCUGGGUUUAUUUUUUUGGCAGUUCUGGUUAAAAUUCUGUAAUGGUUUUAGAUCAAUCAUUUCAGUUUAAUUGACACAUCAUAAUACCCUAGUGGUUUAAUAAUUUAUCCAUAGAUGCCAACAAUUACCAUUUUCAGUAAUUGUUACGAAUUUUGAACCAAAAUUAUGGUGUUACGAUUAACAAUCUACUUGUAACAGAUUUUUGUUCCUUACCUGCUCGGAACAGUUCCCUGUUUAGAUAGCAUUUUGAUCAUUGUGACCUUUCAUUUUUGGUUAUAAUUUUGAAACAAUAAGCACUUGAAAGAUUCAGAUUAUUAAAUUCUAUCGGGGUUUCUCGAGACUAUCUGUAGUAGAAAGUGAUCUGUCCAUUUCUUGUGUAUUCCGAAUAAUUAAUGAACGUGGCAAGUAUGAUGUAUGACGGAACAAUGGAAUUUCUGCAGUAAGGAAAGAAAUCAGAAAGUGGGAUAAUAUGCCUUUUGCAAAUAUUUUGUAAAGAAGAGUUCCAUUUAGUGCGAUGGUCAGUGUUCCUCACUUGCUCAUCAACUUUGGGUCGUAGUUGUUAUAAAUAAAGGAAGUCAUUUGUCACUGUGUGCCUAGUUGUCUGUAUUAUUAUUAUAAAAUUAAUGGAAAAAAUAUUAUUACUGAAAAAAGAUCAUAAAUUACGGACAUCUUAAUACAUUUUUACUGAUUGCAAUAAAGGAAGGUUGGCAUCUAUGUUUAUCAUUUAUAUUUUUGGCAUUAUGUUUUCUGUGUUUUGAUUAAUUAAUUGUCAAGGGUAUUACUUGUGUUAUUUUUAAUUGUCAAGGGUAUUACUUGUGUUAUUUUUAUGCUUAUAAGUGAUCAUGUAUAUGGACAAGAAGAUAAGACCUAGGCAGCAAUGCAGAAAUAUUCUUCAGUUUUCAAACCAUACAAUUCUUUUGACAGUUUGAUUCUCGAAAUAGUAUAUGCUGGAUAAUAUACUUAUACCAAUGGCAAAUUAUAUCCUGGAAACAAACGUACAAGAAUGAUUAUUAUUUUUAACUACUAACACAUAAAUAACAUAUUCUAUUGUCAAACAAUAUAUGUGACAAUGUGGAUAAAAGAUUUACUAUAACUAUUCCAAUUCAUGAUAAACAUGUAGUCAUUUUACUUAUAAUCCACACAUGGAACAAACCCAUAGAGUUUAAUUUCAAUUGAAAGGAGGCAUUCGACUUAUGGCUUAAAUGCAAUAAAUUUUUUUAUGAAAUCAGUUUUUUAAUGCAUUAAACAUCUGUCUAAAUUCCUGACAUUUACUAUUGCUAUUUUAUGAUGCUUUCAAUAUGAGGCUGUACAUUUUUUUUUAUAUAAUCAUAUUUUUUAUACGAAUAAUUACAAAAUGACCAGAUGUUACAUUCCCAUAUUCUUUGUUAUUGUGAUUAUAAAAUCUUACUUUACAAUUAUAAAAUUAUUGUUUCCCAGUAGCAGAGCAGACCAAACUAAUAUGAAGAAAGAAAAGAGUUAUCAUUCUUAGUAUAUUGUUUAAAAAUCAAAAUGUUUUUUUUUGUUAUCAAGAAAAACUUAGACUUAUUUAUAAAAAGAUUAGGAAUACAAUUUAAAAUAUUUUUCAAAUUAAGGGCCUUUUAAAGGCAACAUGACAAACAGUUCUAAAUUGUUUUCCUUAAAAUCUUAACUGAUUUAAAUACUACCUUGAUAGUUAUCAAGUAGUUUAAUUAUUAUUUUUAUUAAAAUAAUUUCUCUUUUGAGGCAUUUGACAACAAAUGUUUGAAUCAAGUUACUCUACGUAAAUUAUCAUCAUGUUAAGAAAGCACUUCCGAAGAAAGCAAACAAAAUAUAAAACAUGUUUUUAUCAUGUUAAUGUUUGCAAAAUUGUAACCAUGACAGAUGGCAAUUAUUUUAUUAUUUUGUUUCUCAUAUUUAUAUGUGGAUCAAUGUUUAAUUUUAUGUGUUUUUUACUAAGUAAUGUAUAUACAUAUCUAUUGUUAAAAUACUAUGUUGGUAUGUUAAAAUAUAACUGUUAAAAGCAAA